Messenger RNA from Dromiciops gliroides (monito del monte), 5220 nucleotides. It is a transcript of the gene MPP3, whose product is annotated as MAGUK p55 scaffold protein 3. Gene Ontology annotation, molecular function: protein binding. Bases 446 to 2254 code for a protein of 602 amino acids. The record is from RefSeq and is a predicted model, not a curated record. The transcript has 19 exons. NCBI's taxonomy places the organism in Eukaryota, Metazoa, Chordata, Mammalia, Microbiotheria, Microbiotheriidae. Gene Ontology annotation, cellular component: plasma membrane; cell-cell junction.
GGGGAAGAGUAUUGUGAGGAAGGAGCGUCCCUAGCUUAAGCUAGGGCGGGGUGGAGAGGAGGUGAUGAAUGUUCUGGGGGAUAGAGGGCAGAGGAUACGGGUGAAAGGCUCGUCUGGAGAUGGCCAGGGAGGAAAGAUGGGGCGAGCUGUAGGGGCGGCGCCACAGACUGAGGGGAUCGCAUCUGUCUCGGAGUGUGCACUUCAUCUCUUUCUCCUCCUCCACCCACACGCUACACGACGGCGGCAGCGCAGGGAGGAGCCAGGGAAGGCGGAGCGAGAGGCUGGAACGGCCUGGGCAAGAGAGCAGCCCCAGCUUUUGGACAGCAGCCCCAAGCGCCCGGACCCCGGAUCCUGCUUGGCAGAUGUCAAAACAGGAGGUUAAAUAGUGGAAGAAGAAUCAUCAUCUUGACCAGAAAGUUUGGAUCCUUCCUUUGGGAGGACAAGCAUGCCAGUGCUGUCUGAAGAUUCCGGGUUGCAUGAAACCCUGGCCCUCUUGACCUCUCAGCUCAGACCAGACUCUGAUCAGAAAGAAGAGAUGGGGUUCUUGAGAGAUGUCUUCAGUGAGAAAAGCCUCAGUUACUUAAUGAAGAUUCAUGAGAAACUGCGCUAUUAUGAGAGACAGAGUCCAACUCCAGUUCUACAUAGUGCCACAGCCCUCGCAGAGGAUGUUAUAGAAGAAUUACAAGCUUCAUCAGUUCACAGUGAUGAGAGGGAGCUGCUGCAGCUGCUGUCCACUCCCCAUUUCAGGGCUGUGCUCAUGGUACACGACACUGUUGCUCAGAAGAAUUUUGACCCUGUUCUUCCCCCUCUGCCUGAGAAUAUCGAGGAGGAUUUUAAUGAGGAGUCAGUGAAAAUUGUCCGUCUUGUGAAAAACAAAGAACCUCUGGGUGCUACCAUCCGGAGGGAUGAACACUCAGGGGCGGUCAUCGUGGCCAGGAUCAUGAGAGGGGGUGCAGCUGACCGGAGUGGUUUGGUGCAUGUUGGAGAUGAGCUGCGGGAAGUCAACGGGAUUGUGGUUCUGCAUAAGCGGCCCGAUGAAAUCAGUCAAAUUCUGGCUCAGUCCCAAGGAUCUAUCACUCUAAAAAUCAUCCCAGCCAUCAAAGAAGAGGAUCGAUUAAAAGACAGCAAGGAGGUUCUCCUUGGCAGAUGGGUCUGGGAGCCUCAAUCCAAGACUCUUCUCCCUCCUCAGGUAUUCAUGAGGGCUCUCUUCCACUACAACCCCAGGGAGGACAAAGCCAUACCCUGUCAGGAGGCAGGGCUGCCCUUUCAGAGGAGGCACAUCCUUGAAGUGGUGAGCCAAGAUGACCCCACAUGGUGGCAGGCGAAGCGUGUGGGGGACACCAACCUCCGAGCCGGCCUCAUCCCCUCCAAGCAGUUUCAAGAAAGACGCUUGACCUACAGGAGAGCCAUGGGUACCUUGCAGAGCCCCAGGAGCAUCAAAAAGCCAUCCUAUGAUCAGUCUUGUGAUAAAGAGAACUGUGACUGCGAGGGUUACUUCAAUGGACAUUACAUCGCUGGGCUCCGAAGAAGCUUCAGGAUGAGUCGAAAAGAGAGACCUAGCAGCCAAAGUGAAGGUAAGGUGACAGAGCCUCCUGAGCUCCUGACAUAUGAAGAAGUGACCAAGUAUCAGCAUCAACCUGGAGAGAGGCAUCGACUAGUUGUCCUAAUUGGUUCUUUGGGUGCCAGACUGAAUGAGCUAAAACAGAAGGUGGUGGCUGAGGAUCCCCAGCAAUAUGGCGUUGCUGUCCCACAUACCACCAGGACCCGGAAGAGUCAUGAAAAGGAGGGAGUGGAAUAUAAUUUUGUUUCUAAACAAGCAUUUGAGGCUGAUUUGCACCACAACAAAUUCCUGGAGCAUGGAGAAUACAAAGAAAAUCUCUAUGGUACCAGCCUGGAGGCAAUUCAGUCUGUUAUGGCUCAAAACAAAGUUUGUUUGGUGGAUGUGGAACCAGAAGCACUGAAGCAGCUGAGGACCCCCGAGUUCAAACCCUACGUUAUAUUUGUAAAGCCUCAUGUCCAAGAAGGGAAGAGGAACUCACCGAUGUCACCAACUUCUGAGGAAGCAUCAAGUCCACUAAGUGAGGAGCAACAGGAGAUGCUCUCUUCCUCGGCCUUCAUAGAUCAGCAUUAUGGCCACUUGGUGGAUGUGGUCUUGGUGAAUGAGGAUCUCCAGAGUACAUACAAUGAACUCAAAGGGAUCUUAGAGAAGUUGAGUAAAGACUCUUACUGGGUCCCAGUCAGCUGGGUCAGGUAAUUCAAUCUUGCCACUAGGUCUGCCAUCAUCGACGCCUCUUACAGAAGAAAUUUAUAAGUGGGAAGUAAUCUCUCUUUUUAAAAAAAAUCAGACUUGGCCCCCUUUGGAUCGGGGAAAUCAAUGGGGAUGAAGGUGUUCUAAGAACAAUAUGUUUUCGUCGUGAAAAUAUCAAAGACAAAAGUUGACGCUGAUGCCUCAUACCAAAGUUUGGUAGCUGUCUGUGUUCAAGUUUCAGAGACCUAAUUAAGUCGGAGACCUUAAUUAAACUAAUUACGUUUGCCAGGAGAUCUUUAAGCCUUGAAAAUAAGGUCACCCUUCAUUUAUUCAACACUAUCAGGAAAGGAGGCGUUUCUCACAAGUGAAUUUUCCACAUAAUUAAAGAGGCAUCCCUUCUGCCCUUUCAACAAGAAAACUUUAUCAGAACCAUUUUGAAUGGAUGUCUUAGUAAAAGGUAUUAACACAUUUCCCUGUCCUACUAAACCAUAUAGAGAAAUAGCAUGGUGUAGUUAGUGUGUAGAGAGCCAGCCCUGAUGGGAGAAAGACCUGAGUUCAUGUCUCGUUUCUGACCCAUGGGCAAGUCACUUAACCUCUAAGUCCUGGAGGCAAGGAUUCUCCAAGACUUUAAAUUGUAGAAAAGGUACAGACUUGCACUGGUAGAGGGAGUCCCUUCACCUGGAGAUUUUCUUUACCAGUGAAAUGUCAAUGCUAGGAAGAGCCUGCAGUAAAUGAUGCCUGGCAAUGAGGGUGGUCGACACCCACGUCUUUUCUCAUAGGCUUAGUAGAUGAGUAGGGCUCUUUGCCCUACCCUAAGUGGUCCCUGUCAGCCGUGACUUUUGAAAUUAUAGUUUCUGCCUCCUCCCUCCUUCUCCAAAGAUGGCAGAGUCAUGUCUAAAGUACAAAUAAGAGUCAGAAUAAGAGUCCAAGGGAUGCUCUGAUCCAACAGUCAUCAUGGUCCAGUGGAAUACAUGCUGGAUUUAAAAUGAAGGGACCCAGAUUCAGAUCCUGCUUCUGUCACUUUCUUGGGCAAAUCACUCUGGGCCUCUAGGCUGGGGGUGAGACCAGAGGACCUCCAAUGUUCCUUCUGAUUCUAAAUAUAUGAUCCUACAUAAAACACGCCAGCUAAUCUUGAGUGCAUGGGCUCUGUGAACUUCCUUUUGAUUUCUCAGAAGUGUUUCCCUCUUACUUCUGAGUUCUUGACUAUGAACCCAUAAAACUGUGACUGUCAAAAGAUAAAUGAGCUGGACUCUUCUCAGCAAUACUAAGACGGAAAAAAGGGGCUGGAAACCAACACAGAAGUAAAUGUUUUUGGCCCAUGUACCAAUGAGAACCCAAGAGGGCUUCAGCUGGCUAGUAAAAGUAAAAUGAACCAGAGGGGAAAAGGUAAUUAUCCUAAUUUAGCCCCUUUAAGUUUCUUCUCCUAGUAGAGGGCCUUCCUUAUUACCUGAGUUGUGGGCUUCUCUGCACAAGCCACUACUGUAUUAGGACUAAAACCUCUCAUUUCAGCCAGGCCCACCUGGCUCCAUAACUCACUGUGCAUGGAUGGAUAUAACAGUGGCCUGACUUGUGCAUCUCUCUCUUUGGGCUAGGCUUUGCAAGCUGCUGUCCCAUUGGCUCUCUCCCCAACAUGCUUCACAGGGGUCCCUUAUUCCAGACAAUUUGCCAGGAAAAAGGAGAUUUCCUGAAGUUUCCAUCCAUGCGAUGAGAAGAAAAUGCUGCAUUGGAUUUCUAGUUCUUACAUUCUACUGCUACCAGGGUGGUGAUUCUGAUAUAUGUAUACAUAUGUCUACACGUGUGUGCAUAUACACAUACACAUACAUAUAUGGAUAAGUGUGUAUGUAUAUGUGUAUAUGUGUCUGUGUGUAUAUAUAUCUCUCAGAUCCUAAAACAUCUGUCACUGGUUUGCAUUUUAUAUAUAUAUAAUUUUUUUUUUUUUGCAGGGCAAUGAGGGUUAAGUGACUUGCCCAGGGUCACACAGCUAGUAAGUGUCAACUGUCUGAGGCUGGAUUUGAAUUCAGGUCCUCCUGAGUCCAGGGCUGGUGCUUUAUCCACUGCACCACCUAGCUGCCCCACUGGUUUGCAUUUUUAAAAAAUUCAACCGCAAGUCAUUUUCUAAUAUAUUCUCAUUUUUUAAAAUGUUCUAUCGAUGUUUUUGUCAGAGCGCCAUAUAGACCUCAGAUCCUAAAACAGCUGUUCUUGGUUUGUAUUUUUAUUUUGAAGCACAAAUUACUUUCUGAUAUAUUCUCAAUUUUUAAAAUGUCUUGCUGAUGUUUUUGUCAGAGUAUCAUCUCCCAAUACCCUUCACCUUACCUUCUCUUGCCAUAGAUGUCUGGAGCUGAUCAAAACAAACCAACACACUGACCAUCUCAGGCAGCGUAUGUCUCCCUCUGUACCUGUAGGCUAACAUCUGCCUCUCUAAAAGAGGAGGAAGCAGGUGUGUUUCAUCAUCGCCAGUCCCCUGGAGUUGGGGCUGGUUGUUGCAUUGAUCUGAAUUUUGAUGUCUUGUAGUGUUUGCCUGUGUGUGUUGCUUUCUUGGUUACACGAUGAUUAAAUUAACCUUUGUUUUUUGACAGAUGUGCGUUAAUACACAUGAACAGAAAGUGCAUUAAAUGUAGCAUCUUUUUUUGGUUACCUAUAAAAUGUAAGCUUUUCCCCCUAGCAUUUUAUAUGAAAAAAUAUCCUAAAAUAGCAUAGUCUCUUUUUUUGAGCCUAGUUAUUUUAAAAAAUAUAUAUAUUUAUUUAAACAAUUUAUUGUGCACUUAACUUUUUAAAAGGACAAAAACAAAUAUAAAUACAUUUACAACUCUUUAUACUUAAAAAUAAAUUUCUACAUACGAUAUGACCGUACCCAUUUAUUAGGUUCUCUCUCUGUGUUCUCUUCAGUGCUGUUUGUUCAUUUUUUCUCUGUAUUUGUGGAAAUCGGUUUCCUUUCCUAUAAUCAGUGUAUAUACUGUUCUCCUUUGUUGCUG